AAAUUACUUCACUUUUGGCAUUAGAUAUAAAUUCCGAACAGAAACCGACAGAUUUCGGGUCUGUAUUGACUAAAGCCAACAUCUGUCCGACAUGGCAUUCAAAACAAAAUGGCGGCAGAAGAUGAUCAAAGUUUUCUGUGCUGUAUAAUCUUACAGUUUUAGACUGUGUUAUCUACGUUGUGACGAGUGUUACUGAAUAUGAAUUCCCAUGGGAAGCAUCUUAAGUCUGAUACAGUUCCAGCCUUACUAAUGAAUUUCCUCAAGAAAAGAAAAUACGCAGAUUCAGAAAUCGCACAGACGAAAGAGCAUGCUUCAACACAACAGAAACUAGAGGAUGUCGCUCUCCGAACUGCAGUAAACAACGAAUGUGGUAUUCCUAACAUUUUAUCACUAAGUGUCAAUCAUUUAGAUUCCUCUACCUUCGAUGAACAAUUUGGAAACCUAAAGUCUUUUAUACUAGGCGUCAACCCGGCAUAUAGGAGCGAACUUGCUAAGUUAUUGUUUCCUAUGUUUGCUGUUUGUUAUCUUGAGUUGAUUGCAAAGGGACAUUUAAUUUCAGCUCAGAACUUCUUUUCGAAGUACAGUGGUGAUUUGGCUUUAGAACACAAAGAGGACAUUCAACAUUUACAAGCAAUCACGGAUUCCGAGCGACUAAAAUCUAGUGAUAUUGCUGCGAAUUUUCGCCGAAGCAAAUACGUGUUGAGACUGAGCAGUAAAGUGUUCACGUAUUUCAUGCAAUAUUUGAGAAGUAGUGAUCGAGUCUUGUUGCUACAGCUUUUAAGCCGGAAUUUCUCUAUUGAGAUCUCAAACAGAAAACCGGGUCAGAGUACUAAUGGUGAUAUUGGUGAGGAGGAAGUAGACGACAACACGUCACAUGUGAAGUCUGCUAAGGAUGUAAAACAAACUAAGAUAUCUGCUCAAAAAGAAGAUGCCAGUCUUCUAGCAUUAAAGAACAGUAUUGCAAGAAUCAGGGGUGGUCCGGCUUGCCUCCCCUCUGUCUGUCUAUAUACUUUCAAUAAUGCUUAUCAAGGCCUUAGCUCAGUUGGUAUAUCACCUGAUUCUACCCUGAUCUGUGGAGGCUUUGAAGACUCAUUCAUACAACUAUGGAGUUUAACACCCAAGAAAAUUGUCCAACCAAUUGGCAAAAUGACAGAUGUCUCCAAGAUUAUCCUUUCUCCAGACAUUAUCCCAGAAAAUCCUAGGAUAGAGACAACAUCCCUAGGAACAGUCACUCUUCGUGGUCACUCUGGGCCUGUUUAUGCUACUUGCUUUGGUUCUGAGGGCAAAAUACUGUUAUCGGCAUCAGAAGAUACUACAGUUCGGCUGUGGAGCUUGCAUUCAUACAGCAACAUCGUACAGUACAAAGGUCACAACCACCCGGUCUGGAGCCUGGAUCUUAGUGCCCAGUCCCUUUACUUUGCAACCGGCUCCCAGGACUCCUCGGCAAGGCUGUGGAACACGGAAUAUAACUAUCCUCUGAGGGUUUUCGCCGGGCACCUUCAGGAUGUAGACUGUGUCAAGUUCCACCCAAACUGCACGUACCUCGCCACCGGCUCGAGCGACCGGACAUGCAGGCUGUGGGACCUGCAGUCCGGGAACUGCGUCCGUCUAUUCCGCGGACAUAAGGGCUCCGUCUUAGUUCUCGCCAUCUCUCCAGACGGCCAACAUCUAUUAUCGGCUGGUGAUGACAGGAGCAUACGAGUGUGGGAUCUUGCCGCUGGCAGCCUGCUCAAGGAGUUGCGCGGGCACACCGACACAAUUCACACCAUGUCCUUCAGUCGGGAUGGAACGCUUUUGGCGUCCGGAGGGAUGGACGGUGCUGUCCGAGUCUGGGACUUCGGGCAGGUCCGUAACACAACGCUGAGUAACUCAUCCUCGUCUUCCGAAUUGCUCGCAUCCUUUCCCACCAAGAACUCUUCUAUCCCCUGCGUGCAGUUUAGCUCAAGUAACGUUGUGCUCGCAGCGGGCAACAGUAGCUUAUAAUAUCUCUGCUAGAAGACAUUUUCUGGUGUUUGCUUGAUAUAUAUUUGCUUGCCUUUUUGGAGAAUAAAUUAUCAUUGUUUCUGAGA
This is a messenger RNA of Nematostella vectensis (starlet sea anemone), 2069 nucleotides long. Its product is annotated as TAF5-like RNA polymerase II p300/CBP-associated factor-associated factor 65 kDa subunit 5L. The transcript has 6 exons. Gene Ontology annotation, cellular component: transcription factor TFIID complex. Bases 199 to 1983 code for a protein of 594 amino acids. Gene Ontology annotation, molecular function: protein binding; RNA polymerase II general transcription initiation factor activity. The record is from RefSeq and is a predicted model, not a curated record. Gene Ontology annotation, biological process: transcription initiation at RNA polymerase II promoter. Lineage: Eukaryota; Metazoa; Cnidaria; Anthozoa; Actiniaria; Edwardsiidae.